Messenger RNA from Cydia splendana, 1496 nucleotides. RefSeq names its product facilitated trehalose transporter Tret1-like. Gene Ontology annotation, biological process: transmembrane transport. NCBI's taxonomy places the organism in Eukaryota, Metazoa, Arthropoda, Insecta, Lepidoptera, Tortricidae. The transcript is spliced from 2 exons. Gene Ontology annotation, molecular function: transmembrane transporter activity. Gene Ontology annotation, cellular component: membrane. The coding region runs from base 31 to 1461 and encodes 476 amino acids. The record is from RefSeq and is a predicted model, not a curated record.
UUUCUAACAGCGAGCGUGGCCUUCAACAUCAUGGGACACGGCUGCGUCAUUGGCUACCCCGCAGUCUUGAUACCCAGCUUGAGGCGGCCUGACUCUUACAUUCAUCCUACGGCCAGUCAGGAGUCGUGGAUUGCGUCCGUCAUCGGCUUCGCUUUCAUGCCAGGCAACUUAUUAGUGAUGCCUCUCAUGGAUGUAAUUGGCAGGAAAAAGUGCCACAUCCUCUCCGCCAUACCCAUCUUAGUUGGAUGGUUCCUGGUUCUUCUAGCUAACAGCGUCCAAGCCUUAAUCCUGGCCAGAUUCUUACAGGGUAUAUCCAUGGGUAUAUUAGGGCCUCUAGGCUCAGUUAUCAUAAGUGAAAUGACCGACCCAAAGUACCGGGGAGCCUUUCUGACUUGCAUAUCAUUAUCCUUGACUAUUGGAGUAAUGUUUACGCAUACAAUCGGCACUUUGUUGAGCUGGCAGCAAACAGCCCUAUUAUGCUCCUUCUUAAGCUUUACGAGUUUGAACAUGAUUAUUUUCACCCCUGAAACACCGCCAUGGCUGAUAGCGAAAGGGAAAUACGAAAAGAGCAAAGAAGUGUUUUAUUGGCUACGUGGCGAGGGGCCGGUGCAAGAAGACGAACUCCAACAUAUGAUUACAGCUCAAAAGAUGAUUCGGAAGUCGAGUGUCGCUGGUCAGAAGCUUUCCUUCUGCACAAAAACGAAAAGAUUCUUCAGAUAUAUAGGGUCCACUUUUAAAAAGCCUGAAUUUUACAAGCCUAUGCUGAUCAUGCUCCACGUGUUUGCUAUGUUUCAAUUUGCUGGCAUAAAUGUUAUCAGUUCUUAUGCCAAGGAUAUCAUAGAACAAGUUGUGGGUCCUGAAGCAAAAGCUGUAGUGCUCAUGGUCAUAUUAGAUUGCGAAAGACUUGUCUGUAAUAUCUUAGCUGUGUUCGUUAUGCAGAAAUGUAACAGGAGGACCGUUCUGUUCUCUUUAGGAGCAAUAUGCGUAAUUUCUUAUAUAAGUAAGGCAACAUAUGUGGUAGCGAAGCAGAACAACUGGCUACCUUUCGAAAAUCAGUAUGUUCCUAUAUUUCUAAUAUGCAUGUACAUGUUUUCGCUUACAUUCGGUUUAUCAACAAUCCCAUUCGCGAUUUCUGGAGAAAUAUUUCCAUUGGAAUACAGGGGGUUGGGUGGUGGUCUCAGUGCAUUGCCCGUAUCUCUGAAUUUCUUUAUUGCUGUGAAGAGUUUCCCAGUUUUGACAGGAUCCAUCGGUCUACCAUUAACGUAUUUCGUGUAUGCUGGAAUAGUAUCGUACUGUCUGGUGGUUCUUUGGUUUAUUUUACCAGAGACAAAAGAUAGGACUCUUCAAGAGAUUGAGGAUGAAUUAAGAGGAAACACUGUGGUUGGAGACAGGAGAGAGUCGGAACCUCUGCAUGGCAAAAUUCUGCUGCGUCGGUACAGCUCCCAAAUCAUUGUACAUUAAGACUGUAUUUUGUAUUUGUAAAUAUUUAAGAACUC